Molecule: messenger RNA, 895 nt
Organism: Olea europaea var. sylvestris
Lineage: Eukaryota; Viridiplantae; Streptophyta; Magnoliopsida; Lamiales; Oleaceae
Exons: 2
Coding region: 145-651 (168 amino acids)
Source: RefSeq, a predicted model, not a curated record
ACUAAAAUAAUUUUCAAUGCAACAAACAGUGGAGUCAAGUAAUCAUAUAGAUUCCAAUAAUGUUCCACGCCCCCACCCAAAAUAUAAAUACUCUCAUUCCUUCAAUUUUCUCUAUAAUUACGAUUUACAAAUAUAUAAUUCUUCAUGCCGAAUCCCAAGAAUUCCCGUCAAGGAGGCCACGAGAAGAACUGCAGGAAGGGAUUAUCAUCAGAAAAAGCAUCGUCGUUUCACGGAAGAACUGGAAGGGUGGUCGAGGAAGGGAUGCUGCCGCGGCCAAGAACGUUGCUGGACUUGGUGGCUAGAAAGAGAGUUGGUGCAGGGGCUCCGGAUGUAGUGGCGAUGCAAGAAAGGCGUGAACUCACGAAAUUGCUGCUGAAUGUGGCUAUAAAGAGAAGCCUUGGCGCUGUACAGGGGAUGACGCCGCCGGAUGCCACGGUGGAGGAUUUGAUUGCGGCAGUGCUGAGACAGCAUGCCAAGGAGGGAAGGCGGCUGAUUCUCCCGUCUACAGACCCUAAUGGCUUCGACCUCCAUUACUCUCAGUUUAGUCUUGAAAGUUUAAACAGGGAGGAGAAGUUAAUGGCGUUGGGGUCAAGGAACUUUUUCUGUGCCCAAAGAAGGCAGUGGAGGCCACCAGAGACGGCGGUAAUUUGACGACGGCUUUGACUUCGAGCUGUUCAAAAGAAGCUGCUAACUCUACCAAGAAUGGGUUGUCUAGGCUCAAGUAGUCAAGUUCAUGGAGUUUCUGUGAACAAGUUAUUGGCUCUACUUGUACUAGCUAGUAAUUUUGUAAAAUUGGGUUUAAACUUUUUGAUGUAAUUUGUGGGAUUAAGGAGGUGUCCUUUUCGCUAUAUUAAUAAAAUGUUUAGAAUGGGUACAUAUUUUAGCAUUGUAAUGU